This is a messenger RNA of Diceros bicornis minor, 1412 nucleotides long. It is a transcript of the gene CCDC192, whose product is annotated as coiled-coil domain containing 192. The record is from RefSeq and is a predicted model, not a curated record. The transcript is spliced from 5 exons. Lineage: Eukaryota; Metazoa; Chordata; Mammalia; Perissodactyla; Rhinocerotidae. The annotation marks the transcript as partial.
UUAAAGAAAGAGUCUCUGGAAACUGGACGGAUGAUGUUUACUUUGGCACAACUCGAGUCCUUAGAGAUUUGCCUGAAGGAAGCAGAAGAAAAGGCUAAAGCCUUAUCUGAACAGCUUGCAGCCUCUGAAGGAACAAAAUCAAAACUGCUUGAGCAAGUUUCCUGGCUGGAGGAAAAACUAGAGGCUCUGGACCAUAAGGAAGACAGCAGGGAACCAUAUGAAAAAAUGGUUCUUGCAAAAGACCAGUGCAUUGAGAAAUUACAAGCUGAAGUGAAAGCUUCCCAGGAGCAACUUACAGCCCAUAAACUAAAGCAUAAAAGGAAACUGAAAAAGCUACAAACUGAUUUGGCAACAGCUAAGCAAGAGGCUGCCAUCACAGUCCUGGAACUCAAUGAGAAGAUAAAGGCUCUAUGUGAAGGAAAGCCAGCCCCUAGAGAAGACAACUCGCUGGAAGAUUCCUGUAGCAAUCUUCCGCCUGUGGAAGAAGGUGAUCGAAAAAUUAGCCUGAUUAUGGAGUUGUCGACCCAGCUUUCCAUUCAGACUGAGAAGAUCACUGAGCUGGAAGAAGUGUUAGAGGAAAAGGAGAGGAAGAUUCGGCAGCUGGAAGCUGAGCGGGGGCCCUAUCCUUUCCAAAAGGUCGAGGACUCUUCAGAAUGUUUACAAGAAACCUCCAUUUUCUCUAAUAAUAGUGUCACUCCCGUGGUCUCUGAUGAGGAUAUAUAAAGAUUCCCAGUAAGAAAACAAUAAAAGUGUAUUAAGUGUUAUGAAGGUAAAGUCCAGAACCCACGUAGUCUCCUCACUGGCAAACUCAAGUUCAAGGUCAUGGGUUUGAAUAUAUCCUAGAAUGUUGAUAUUGGAAGGAAGAAAACAAAAGGAAGUGUUCAGAAUCAAACACUGAAUGUUUCCCCUUUAAAAGUCAGCAGUCACAUAAUCCACACAGCUGUAGAAUACUAUGUUUUUAGACAUUCCUGCUAACAGUGGAAGAGGGAAAAACACAAAACUAGACAGAUGGUCAAAGAUCUUAGCAUUAUCCUCUUACCAGAGGUUUGUCACACUGCAAGGGAAGGGUAGCACCAAUCCUGCUUUAGUAUGCAGCUCAACUGUGAACAGAAUGCUGUCAUGGAGGGCAGGCUUCAAACUGGGGAAUGUUAGCAUACUGAAGAGCAGAAUCAUGGCCAGCAGGAUAAAUAGGCACGAGGUCUGUCCUUUCGUAUCUUCUAGAAUAUUUUUCAUUAUGGCAGGUAUUUUAUUAACAUUUAGCAAGGGUAGAAAUGAAAUAAAACCAAAACAAUUGAAAGAAAUAAAGAAUGGAUGAAUCAGAGCUGCAGUCCUUUGGGAAAAGUGUCCAAGGACAGCCUCUCCUUGGGAAAACACAUAACACUGAUUUUUCCCUUAGGAGCAAGACUAAGACC